AUGUCAUUUAAGCUACUGGUAAGGACUCAGCAACGUUUCCCCCGUCGCAACUGGUUUGUGCGUACCAGGCAGUACGCCAAACAGCCCCAAUACGAUGAGGCAGACUUGUUUGCAGAAAACAUAAAUCACGGUGCAUAUAAGGCCAAGAAAAGAUCCUGUGACGAGCAAUUCCAAUGGCCUGAGAAGUCUCCAGAUCAAAUCUCAAGGGAGGCUGAACGCCAAUGGGAAAGAAUGGCGAAAUUGUCUGCUGUUGGGCAGGGGAUGCUCAUCCUUCUGGUCGUGGGUGGACUGGGGACCGCCUACUUGCGCUGGCCAGAACUGAAAUCCUGGUGGUUGAUCAAGAUGAAUGGCGGUCGCAUAAACGCAACACAGGAGCAAAACGGUCAAGAUUCGUUGGACAAGCUGGUUAAGAAAAAGGCGAAGGAUUUGCUAAGGGAAAUUCCGCAGGUGCCUUCCUUUCAACCUGGAGUGGGCCAUCCUGGUGUGUACAUAUGGGGCAGGUGCCAUUCCAGAGAUUCCUUAUUCCCCGUUAGAGUACCCAAUCUGGAUAAUCGUAAGUUUAGAGACAUCCUGCUGGCUCCCUCGAAUGAUUUCAACACAAAUUUCGCACUUGACGAGAAGGGUGACCUGGUAGCAUGGGAUGAUUUGGGUCAAACGAAGACGUUGUUGCCAGGCCAAGGCCUGACUUCGAUGAAGUACUCCAACAACUACCUAUACGCAUUAAAUAAAAAAGGUGAAAUACUAAUCAUACCUAUAGGGACUCCCGGUCUAAUUGCCUCCAAACUAUCGUCAAGAAGGUCAAGGCUAUUACCAUGGAAGAUUAGGCAUAAGUAUGAUUGGAAGCUGCCAACAGGUCAAGUUUUCAAUGGUAGAAAGGGAGAGAAUCGUGUGGUGCAGUUUGACACCGGUAGCCACCACCUGGUCCUAUUAUCCAAUUUAGGCAAGGCCUAUUCAUGUGCCACGGGGGAUGAUGGAAAACAAGCUCAAGUAUCGAGAGGACAAUUUGGUAUACCGACGUUUUCACAGUUUGAUGAGUUCCCACCGAAUAAUAAACUAUUCGAAAUCGAAUUAUUGAAUAAAUUUAAACAUGAAGGAGACCACACCAUUCACAGAAGAAAAAUCGAGAGGAUUGCGUGUGGAUCCUACCAUACGCUAGCACUAGACGGCGACGGUGAACUUUAUGCGUUUGGUUGGAACAGGUUUGGCCAGUUGGCGUUGCCCAUAUCAUACAAUUUGGAGUACGUUUCUUUCCCCAGGUCGGUAACGCAUGCAUUCAGACCGCACUUCCCAGGGAUGACGGACUGGAAGUGUGUGGAUAUGCAUUGUGAUGACGAGACGUCGUUUGUGACCAUUUUCAGGCCCGGUCUAACGCCAGACCAUCAUUAUUUUGCAUUCGGCAAUGGACUUUUCGGUGAACUCGGUAAUAACACUUUCAAAAACUCACAGUGUGAGCCAGUAAAAAUUAAAUUGGAUGACAAGAGACUCAUUAAUUGGAGUUGCGGCUCGCACUGUGUGUUUGGUGAAACAGAUCAUCACCAUGAAGUGGUUGUCUGGGGUAAUAACGACCACGGCCAACUGGGUAUAGGAAAGAAAACCAUGAAAUGUGCCAGGCCAAUGAACAUCCCUGAUGUUUUGAAGCCGGGACAAGAUACCACAGAUUUGGACUCGAUUUAUAACAGCAAGUUCCAGCUAAGAAAGGGACAACGUGUCGUCACGAAUGGUAGUAAGAGUUGUAUAUACUGGCAGACUUGA
Molecule: messenger RNA, 1752 nt
Organism: Saccharomyces kudriavzevii IFO 1802
Lineage: Eukaryota; Fungi; Ascomycota; Saccharomycetes; Saccharomycetales; Saccharomycetaceae
Gene: FMP25
Product: Fmp25p
Exons: 1
Coding region: 1-1752 (583 amino acids)
Biological process (GO): mitochondrial respiratory chain complex III assembly
Cellular component (GO): mitochondrial inner membrane
Source: RefSeq, a predicted model, not a curated record